This is a messenger RNA of Penicillium malachiteum, 507 nucleotides long. RefSeq lists its product as uncharacterized. The record is from RefSeq and is a predicted model, not a curated record. The transcript has a single exon. Lineage: Eukaryota; Fungi; Ascomycota; Eurotiomycetes; Eurotiales; Aspergillaceae. The coding region runs from base 1 to 507 and encodes 168 amino acids.
AUGAUGGACAAGAGGAACAAUGAUGGGAAAUACAGCUUUGCAAUGGAUAUGGAAGCAGGCGAAUUGACAGAGAGAAGGUCUACGAUGCUGCAAUUUCACGUUCUCAAAAUCUCAGGCAGGCUCCGUCUGGCUGCACAGCGGGAGGCAGAGAAGCAUUGUGUUGAGGUUUAUAAGCGGUUGAAGUCUUCAGAACUGGGAUCUUGGCAGAGAUGCGGUCCUCAUACUUGGGAGUACAUCAUGAAGUUUACUCUGCUAUGUGUUUACUUACCCUAUCUUCAACAUGACAUUGAUGAAAGCACCGCGCUUUCUCGCAAGUCAGCUACCAUCAAGUGCGUUGAUUACGCAAAGGAUUUGAUAUCAAAAUUGUCUAGUCAGCAAUCCGGUGCUUUUGAUUGGUAUGGUCGAGGAUUUGGAGACUACUAUGCUGACCUGUCAAAGAAGAUUCUCACCGGAGAAUAUAUAGAGCGGGAUCUUAUCCUUUUUACGAGCGCUUUGAGUUGCUCUUAG